This is a messenger RNA of Penicillium waksmanii, 1209 nucleotides long. RefSeq lists its product as uncharacterized. The record is from RefSeq and is a predicted model, not a curated record. Lineage: Eukaryota; Fungi; Ascomycota; Eurotiomycetes; Eurotiales; Aspergillaceae. The transcript is spliced from 2 exons. Bases 1 to 1209 code for a protein of 402 amino acids.
AUGGUAGCAAACAGCAUCGCUGCCGAGGCCUCCAAGGGCACAGAACCCUCUGCACCGAGCAUGGAACAAGCUCCUGAACCCUCUGACUACAAUGUUCAAUACAUCAUGAGCGUGAACCUGCAGGAAGACAUGGGGUCCGAUAUACCACUUAAUGAUAGACGACUUUCGUACUCGUUGGAUGACUCCAGGGGAAAGGUCACGCCAUCAAAAGGGGACAUAUUUGAACAAGAACGAGAAGACUACUGGUUGUUUUCCGUCCAUGUGAAUGAGGGAGAGAUGGAUUUUUUGAUCGGAGGCGAGAAUCCGGCGUACGCGACAUGCGCUCCGAAUUGGCGCAACAUCUCAGACGAAAGAAAGCAGGGCGUCAUUCUUCACGGUGACAGAUCGGGGGUGUACAGGACGGGCGAAUUUCGCUUUGAGAGAGAACGAUUUGUCGCUGUUCGGGCUCCCAAGGCGACCAAUCCAGCGAUAACUGUAUGGGGCAGGGGAAAUUAUACUGCCCUCAACUGGGUUGGGCUGUUCAUCCAGUCGUCCGCUCCUGAUACAAACGAAUUUAUUGCGGUAAGAACCAGCAGCAAGAUACUCCCAAAGUACGCCGAUAGGACUUUGGAGAAAAUGCGGGGGACGGACGUGACCGGCCGAUCGAUCACGCUGUUUCCCAAGCAGCUCUUCGGGACCGAUGGGGUAAACAGGGCUACAUUCGGUAAAUUUGUCACUGGUGACCCUCACAACAAGCUGGGACAUGCACACUGGAUUCAGAGCAAAGCAGGCCCAAACGGCAUUCUCAAUAAAUGCCCAGCAUACACAUGGAACGCAAACGGGAAAACGGUUAUUGAGGAGAUCAUUAGGGAGGACGUGAAAGGAGAUAAUCCUGUUCGGCUGCCUAUGUUCGACUACUCGAAGGGGUGUAUGUUGCUUCCACGGGAACUAAGUGGCAAGAAAAUUCUAAUUCUCACAUUCGGAUCCUUGCUCGAGGCGGUUCUGGGCUUAGUCAGGGGCGAUAUCGCGAGUGUCAUAAAGAGUAUCACGGAUUUCACUGACAAAGCUAUUUCGGGCGCCGACCUGAAUGGCGAAGGUAUGGUCACGGCACUGGUGAAAAUUGGGCAGGCGGUAUGGGAAAAGAAGAAGAAAAAGAUCAACACAGACGGCGUGGACGAUCUUGUCACAAAGCUCAGCAGCCUCAUUGACACAGAUUUUGGUAGUUGCUAA